AUGAAAAUGGACCUUGACGGUGAAGACGAAACCGUACCUUUGGCUUCGAGUUCAGCCAAAAAACCCUGGGAGAAACGUACACUUAAUUCCCUCCUCAAGGAAUCAGCAUUUGAUAUCAUAAGGUUCUCGUCAAGGAGAACCCUGGAACAAAAACGUUUUAUAUACGUCGUGGAAUCCGAAGGAGGACAGCUUUUGGAACCCACGAAUCAAGCGGAGUUUUCAGUUCCAAAGUUACCAAACCUUCCAAAUAGGCUAGAGCCUAUCCAAGGUGUAGUAGCUUUUGAUGGAGAAUCAACAAUCAUACUGUUGAAAUAA
Messenger RNA from Kwoniella shivajii, 315 nucleotides. RefSeq lists its product as uncharacterized. The record is from RefSeq and is a predicted model, not a curated record. The transcript has a single exon. The coding region runs from base 1 to 315 and encodes 104 amino acids. Lineage: Eukaryota; Fungi; Basidiomycota; Tremellomycetes; Tremellales; Cryptococcaceae.